This is a messenger RNA of Stylonychia lemnae, 741 nucleotides long. The record is from the annotation of a GenBank genome assembly. Lineage: Eukaryota; Ciliophora; Spirotrichea; Sporadotrichida; Oxytrichidae.
AUGGUGCUAACACCUCUAUAUGGUUUCAUGACAGAAGAUUAACUCGGUUAUUGGAGAUUAAUUAGUGCAAUAAUAAUUACAUUUUAGGCACCAUUUGAUCUUGAAAGAAAUUUAUUCUCGUUUACAGAUAAAUAUUGGUUCUUCUAAAACAUGGGACUUUUUAACGCCUACGGAGGUACUUUCUUUCUAGGCUUGAGCCAAUUCACAAGCAAAUCAAAUGAGUUUUUCUUUCAAUUAUAUGCUGAUUGGUACAUAGCUGCAUUGAGUUUAUAAUCUAUAUCAGUUAUUUAUUGCAUUUACUCAGGCAUCUAAAGAUUGGUUGACAGCUAUAACCCUCCUGAUAUUCCAACUGAAGAGGACUCUGAUGUUAUUGUUGGAUCAUACUUAUAUGCAUUCAAGCAAAUAGUAAAAGACCCAAGAGUAUUGCUCUCUAACAGUGAAAGACUUGACUAAAAUGAUUUUUUCCAAAUUGAAUUAUUCAUUUUAUUGCUGGCAGAGUGGGUUAUAAACUCAAUAUACUUUAUACCUUCAUUCCUAAGUACAGUGAUAGUUUUCUUUUCUGUGCUAGGUGGAAUGGCUCCGAUGCUUGUGAAACCUGAUCCCAGCCUAACAGUUGAUUAGUUAUACCAGAACUACUUUAUUGAUUGUGGAAUUAUAUUCUUAGGAGCUGAAAUAUUCGGGCUUAUAUUUUAUGUUACAUCUAAUACUUACAAAACUAAAGUAUUCGAUUACUAUCAUUGA